UAGAACUUCAAAAUGUUCAAUGUUCAAAAUGAUGACAGGUUUCAAAGUGCACAUCAGUCUACUGAUGUACUGUGAACAAAUGCAUGCACAAAGGCAGGCUAGGAUAUCAGCAGUUAUAGCGUAAAUUAGUGAAGUUAAUAUGGCGGAAGCUGUCCAGCUAAACGACCAAGACAAAAUCCAUAGUGAUGACUCAGAGCGACCAGAGAUUCAGGAAAUGAUUUCAAAAGCUUCAAAAUAUGAUUUCAUUCGAGUGCAGGUUGCUGAUUUGGGCGGUAUAUCGCGCGGUAAGACAGUAACUUCCAAGUUUUUCACCGAAAAGGUCGCUUUCCGUGGACUUGGUAUGUUUGAGGGCUUCCAUGCCAAUUCUGCGAGUUCAGGCAUGCACCCUAUGGAAGGGUUCGGGACAUUUGCCGAUUGUGAGAUUAAAGUGAUACCGUCUACAUUUCAUCAUGUGGCAUGGGGUAGCAAGAUGUCAUGUCGUCGUGUUGCAUCCGUUCUAGGCGAGACAAAAUGGAGAACAAGGCCAGAUCAGGGAAAUCCAUUUCAAGAGGCAUGUAGUCGGUUCGCAUGUAGGAAACAGGUAGAAAAACUAGCCAACAUGGGGUAUAAAAUAAAAGCGUCGAAUGAAUUUGAAUUCAUGGUAACAGAAGACGACAAGGUCACUCUUCUAAAAGGGCAUAACCAAAAAGACGCUUAUUGCAUAACAGCACAAGCAAGGUACGAUAAAAUGCUUUUUGAUAUAUCUGAUCAACUCUCGGACACGGGGCUAGGUAUCAAUGUGGAAUCUAUCCACACCGAAUGGGGACCUAGUCAAUUUGAGAUCACCCUGGAGCCAAGGUUUGGAAUGGAAUACGCUGAUAAUGCCUUCAUAUUCAAGCAUGCUGUUAAGGAGAUUUGUCAACAUUAUGGCUUACACGCUACAUUCAUUUCCGAACCUUUCAAGGAAUUCAAAAAUUCUCCGGAUUGUCACGUAUGGAAUAGUCUUCACUUUAACCAUUCCCUUUGGACAAUCGACGAAAAAGCUGCAUUUUAUGAUCCGUCCAAAGAAGACAAGUUGUCUAAUAUUGCCAAAUGGUGGAUUGGUGGAAUUUGCAAGCAUGCGAGAGCGCUCACAGCUUUCAUGGCACCGACUGUCAACUGCUAUAGGAGAUUUGCAACAUACGCCUUCAUCGCAAAAAUGGCCUCGUGGGGAAUACGUAACAGGCUGAAAAUGCUCCGAGUAAAGGUAGAUGAAGAGUCGAGUACCUACAUGGAGAACAGAGUUUGCUCUGGAGCUUCUAAUUCAUACCUUGUGCUGGAGUGUCAUAUCGCAGCUGGGAUUGAUGGAAUACUUAACGAAAUCGAACCACCAGCUCAGGACGCUAAAGUUGGCGUUCCAUUACCGUUAAGCCUUGAUGAAUCACUCGAUGCUCUGAAGGAAGAUGUACUGAUAUGCGAUGCACUAGGACCCGAACUUGUUGAUUGGUUCGUAACAAGUAGAAAAAACCUGGAUAUUAAGGAACUCGGUAACAGCGUCCAUGCGUAUGACGAGGCUUAUGCAGCAGAUCGUCGUUUUUAUAUGGAUGUUCUAUAAAUACCAACAAUAUGUAAUAACAAUUAAAGAUAUAACAAUGAGAUAUUGUAUGUUGCUCCAAUUGGAAGAUAUCAAUAUACAGGAUAGGCCAAAAAGUCCAUAUUUUUUCUUUGGUGACAACUUUUUUAAUAAAUAUUUUUGAUGAAGAAGCUGCAAUCAGUUGUUUUGCAAUUAUUCCUAUUCCUAUUAUUCAGGGAUAUCCUAAUAAAAAGGUAAGCAGACACCAAGGAUCUGUAUUUACAUAUAAUGAUGAGUGGUCUGAGAGUAUCUUCAGUUGAUUGGUAUGUACG
Molecule: messenger RNA, 1863 nt
Organism: Owenia fusiformis
Lineage: Eukaryota; Metazoa; Annelida; Polychaeta; Sabellida; Oweniidae
Source: the annotation of a GenBank genome assembly